CCGGUGUGAGUGGUGCGCGCGCGUGCCUGUGUGCGCGUUUGACCCCGGAAAUCAAAUGUCAUUGCCCGACGCGGCUAAUUUGGCGAUUGUUCCUGCUCCUUGGGUUUUGGACAAUGCUCGCGGCGGGGACCAGCCGCACCUCCACCAUCGGAUCAACGGCGUCGCUGCCCGCGCGCUCUGAAGAAGCCCUGCUAGGAUUGUCCGCUUGAUGCGCGAGCUCCCAGAGACUGCAGUUGUCAUUGAUCCGCCGCCCGAGCCUCUUCUGAUAGUGAAGGGAUAAAUUAGCCAAGAUGAUGUGUGAGGUGAUGCCAACGAUCAGCGAGGACACGGCACUGAGCCAGCGUGGCUCUCAGAGCAGUGCCUCGGACCCUGACUCCCACUUUGAGCAGCUGAUGGUUAAUAUGCUGGACGAGAGGGACCGGCUGCUGGACACAUUGAGGGAAACCCAGGAGAGUCUCGGACUGGCUCAGCAGCAUCUUCAGGAUGUCAUUUAUGACCGAGAUUCCCUGCAGCGCCAGCUCAGCUCCGCCCUGCCACAGGAGUUUGCUGCACUGACCAAGGAGCUGAACGCCUGCAGGGAGCAGCUGCUGGAAAAGGAGGAGGAGAUCUCUGAGCUCAAAGCUGAGAGGAACAACACCAGGCUACUUCUGGAGCAUCUUGAGUGCCUGGUAUCCAGACAUGAGCGGUCACUUCGGAUGACGGUGGUCAAGCGGCAGGCUCAGUCUCCCUCUGGAGUCUCAAGUGAGGUCGAAGUCCUCAAAGCACUCAAGUCCUUGUUUGAACACCACAAAGCCCUCGAUGAGAAGGUAAGAGAGAGACUACGAGUGUCACUGGAGAGGGUGUCCGCCUUAGAGGAAGAGCUCACAGCAGCCAAUCAGGAGAUUGUGGCCUUACGGGAGCAAAAUGCUCACAUUCAGAGAAAAGUUGCAUCGGGAGAGGGAGCAGAGGACAUCCUGGAAGGCGGUGAAGCCCAGCAGAAGGUCCACGGCAAGCGUCUGUCCAACGGCUCUCUUGAGUCGGCCCGCGAGGCGAGCCAGGUGGUGGAGCUGCAGGACCUGCUGGAGAAGCAGAACUACGAGCUGGCCCAGAUGAAGGAGCGCAUGUCCUCACUGUCCUCCCGGGUCUCCGAGGUGGAGCAAGAGCUGGAGACUGCUCGCAAGGACCUCAUCAAGUCGGAGGAGAUGAACAACAAGUACCAGAGGGACAUCAAAGAGGCCAUGUGUCAGAAGGAGGAUAUGGAAGAACGGAUUGUCACGCUGGAGAAGCGCUACCUGAGCGCCCAACGAGAGGCCACCUCGGUGCAUGACAUCAAUGACAAACUGGAGAACGAGCUGGCCAAUAAAGAAGCGUUCCUCAGACAGAUGGAAGAGAAGAACAGGCAGCUGCAGGAGAGGCUGGAACUUGCCGAGCAGAAGCUCCAGCAGACCAUGAGGAAGGCUGAGACGCUUCCAGAGGUGGAAGCCGAACUGGCUCAGAGGAUAGCUGCACUCACAAAGGCGGAAGAGCGUCACGGGAGCAUUGAGGAGCGAAUGAGGCACUUGGAAUGCCAGCUGGAGGAGAAGAACCAGGAGCUGCUGAGGGCUCGACAGAGAGAAAAGAUGAACGAAGAGCACAAUAAGCGACUCUCAGACACGGUGGACCGACUUCUGACAGAGUCCAACGAGCGUCUGCAGCUCCACCUGAAGGAGAGGAUGGCAGCUCUAGAGGAGAAGAACAUGUUAAUCCAAGACUCAGAAGGAUACAGAAAACAGUACGAGGAGUCGAUCCAUGAAAAAUCGCAGCUGGCAGAGGAGAUUGAGAAACUGAGAUCAGAGCUCGACCAGUUCAGAUUGAGGGCAGGCUCCCUCACAGAACCCACCCUGUCACGGUCUCAUUUGGACACAUCCGCCGAGCUUCGCUUCUCUCUGGGAUCUCUGGCUGAAACCCAGUCCGACCACUACCGCUCAGCCAAAGUCAUCCGCCGGCCAAGAAGAGGUCGAAUGGGCCUGCGGGAGCCAAAGGCCAAAUCUCUGGGGGAGCAUGAAUGGCGCUCACAGCAGUUAGGGGUCCUGGGUGGUCAUCACUUCGAGAGCGACACAGAGAUGUCUGACAUAGAUGACGAUGACAGGGAAACACUGUUCAGCUCCAUGGACCUUCUCUCCCCCAGCGGCCACUCCGAUGCACAAACGCUGGCCAUGAUGCUGCAGGAGCAGCUGGAUGCCAUCAACAAGGAGAUCCGGCUGAUACAGGAGGAGAAGGAGUCAACAGAGCUGAGGGCGGAGGAGAUUGAGAACCGGGUGGCCAGCGUUAGCCUGGAAGGCCUGAACUUGGCAAGAAUGCACCACCAUGGAGCCUCCAUCACUGCCUCAGCCACCGCCUCCUCCCUGGCCUCCUCUUCCCCACCCAGCGGACACUCGACACCUAAACUGGACCCUCGGAGUCCAGCCCGCGACAUGGAGCGCAUGGGGGUCAUGACACUGCCCAGUGACUUGAGGAAACACAGGAGAAAGAUAGCAGCAGUGGAAGAAGAUGGCCGAGAGGACAAGGCCACCAUCAAGUGUGAAACGUCCCCUCCUCCAACGCCACGCACUGUACGAAUGACACACACACUGCCAGCCUCCUCGCACAAUGAUGCACGAGGGAUCGUGGCCUCUCUGGAGGCUGAAGCUAGUGCCCUGAGUAGUGUAGCCAGCAGCCAAGACUCCCUUCACAAACAGCCAAAGAAGAAAGGCAUCAAAUCCUCCAUCGGACGGCUGUUUGGCAAGAAAGAGAAAGGUCGACUGGCACACCUAGCACACAGACAGGUCAUGGUAGAUCCACAAGCAACAAUGAUGGACCCUGACAUGUCGGGCCAGGACAUGGGGGUGGGCAAGUUAGGAACUCAGGCUGAGAAGGACCGCAGAUUGAAAAAGAACGGACAUGAGCUUUUGGAGGAGGCCAGGAGAAAAGGCUUACCAUUCGCCCAAUGGGAUGGCCCGACGGUUGUCGCCUGGCUCGAGCUGUGGUUGGGAAUGCCGGCCUGGUACGUGGCUGCGUGCCGUGCCAAUGUGAAGAGCGGCGCCAUCAUGUCGGCCCUUUCUGACACAGAGAUCCAGAGGGAGAUCGGGAUCAGUAACCCGCUACACCGGCUCAAACUUCGCUUGGCCAUCCAGGAAAUGGUCUCCCUCACCAGCCCCUCAGCCCCCCCCACCACCAGGACCCCGUCAGGCAAUGUAUGGGUGACCCAUGAGGAGAUGGAGACCCUGGCAGCCCCUUCCAAAACGAAGUCAGACUCUGAAGAGGGGAGCUGGGCACAGACUCUGGCUUAUGGGGACAUGAACCAUGAGUGGAUAGGGAACGAGUGGCUGCCCAGUCUUGGACUACCUCAGUACCGCAGCUACUUCAUGGAGUGCCUGGUAGACGCCCGCAUGCUGGAUCACCUCACCAAAAAGGACCUGAGGGUACACCUUAAAAUGGUGGACAGCUUCCACAGAACAAGUUUACAGUACGGCAUCAUGUGUCUGAAGAAGCUCAACUAUGACCGGAAGGAACUGGAGAGACGCAGGGAACAGAGCCAGCAUGAGAUGAGAGAUGUGUUGGUGUGGAGUAAUGAGCGGGUCAUCCGCUGGGUGCAGAGUAUAGGCCUGCGGGACUAUGCUAACAUCCUCCUGGAGAGCGGUGUGCACGGGGCUCUGGUUGCUCUGGAUGACAACUUUGACUACAGCAGUCUGGCACUGCUCCUCCAGAUUCCCACCCAAAACACUCAGGCACGUCAGAUUCUGGAGCGAGAAUACAAUAAUCUGCUGGCACUGGGCACGGACCGGAGGCUGGAUGAGUGCGAUGACAAAGACUUCCGGGGUCCAUCGUGGCGGAGGCAGUUCCCUCCUCGGGACAUCCAUGGGAUCAGUAUGAUGCCUGGAUCAGCAGAAACGCUCCCCGCUGGCUUCCGUCUCACCGCGACGUCCGGUCACUCCCGAAGACUGCCCCCUGAUGUCGGACCAUCGGCGGUGCAGCGACUGGACAGCUCCACGGUGAGAACCUACUCCUGCUGAGAGGAGGAAGAGGGGGACCUUUAACUGUACGCUUUGCAGUUCUGAAUGGAGACUUCCGGCUGGAGCUGCUGGACGGGCCGACCUGAGGAUCAAACCAGUCUGAUGACACGCACUGCCAAGAAAACCCUGCUCCAUCCUUCUGAACGUGGGCACCAGAAGCUGGUGCUAAACUGUCCUGCAGGCUGCCCUCUUGUCACCAUUUCUACCUUUUACAUGUACAGCAACUUGUCAGAGCAUAAUGUACUGUGUUUUUCUUCUACAGAAGAUAUGUAGGUCAUCUGUAAAUUAAUAUAAAUAUGCCAUUUUUAAUAUAUAUACACAUCUAUGUAUAAAAAGAUAUUCAGAGUUUGUGCAAAACAAAAACAAGAACAGUCCCUGCCACCUCAUUUAGUGGACCAUAGAUUAAUAUAUGCUGCUCUCUGGACUUCCUCCAUAUUCCCUGUUCUUCUAGGUCAUUUUGUACAUAUGGUUUUAUUUUUUCAAUGUGCUGAUGAUGACUACGAUGAUGAACCAUAGAGAGGAAGAGACUCUGUGUGUUGUGUGAAAUCUUGCCCUUCUAGUGGUGCCUCAUUCCAGCACCGAUAACCUCCAUCGUCUUUUCUUACGUACCCGCCGUCCCAAGAGGAGGAUGCGUCGACACACUGGAACAUGAAAAGCACUUUCAUACAACUACUUCAACUCAACGGACUCUUUAGUAGCCAAGGACAAAAACGGGAGGCUGUUGCUCUCCGAAGUUGCACAAAACGUCCUCAGAACAAAAAGACAACAGUACGCCGUUUGUAGAACCCGUCACUUCUUGUACUGUAUGUUUCGUCAGGCGACGCAUUAACACAAUCGACUCUUACAGCCGAGCUGGCCUUCUCCUCCCGAAGACACCACGUCAACAGAACAGAUGAAAUAACUGAAAGACAGACCGCUUUAGCUCAUAGUUUGUGUAGAGUGUAUAUGAACAUGUUGAAGUGAGGUGAUUUAAUGGUAAAAAAAACCUGUUGCUUGCUGUGACUUACAUUUGGUGUAACUGUUAACUCUUCGUUUUUGUCCGUUUCCAGGGUGAUCUACUGUGUAGCCCUGUUUAUCUGUCUUUUAGUUAUUUCUGAUGGACGACAAGACAAGUCUUACACUUUUUCAGUUGUUUUUACAUCAAUUUGCACGAACGAGGAAUCAUUUGUCCCUUUUUUUUUAUUUAUUCUUGUACUUUGGUCAAAACUAAGUGGUGAGCAAACAAAUUUUCAUUGUCAAUAAAACAGGAAAAACCUG
Molecule: messenger RNA, 5267 nt
Organism: Melanotaenia boesemani (Boeseman's rainbowfish)
Lineage: Eukaryota; Metazoa; Chordata; Actinopteri; Atheriniformes; Melanotaeniidae
Gene: ppfia2
Product: PTPRF interacting protein alpha 2
Exons: 32
Coding region: 291-4010 (1239 amino acids)
Biological process (GO): synapse organization
Cellular component (GO): presynaptic active zone
Molecular function (GO): protein binding
Source: RefSeq, a predicted model, not a curated record